AUGGCUACCGGCGUUACAACAGUGGACUGCCACAAACAAGUAAGAUCAUGGAGAUUGCUACGUUCUCUCAUGCAACUACUAAUCCCAACCUGCAAUUGUACAACCGUAGUUGAAGACCAAGAUACAAUAUCCAAAUACUCCUCUUCUUCACUCACACCAUCCACCACCAUUACAGGCACAAUAUUUGGAUACCGCAAAGGAAAAAUAAGUUUUUGCAUUCAAUCAAAUGCAAACUCCACUACCCCAAUUCUCCUUCUAGAAUUAGCAGUACCAGCAAACAUUUUAGCGAGGGAAAUGCGAGGAGGAACAUUGAGAAUCGCAUUAGAGAGUAGCAGUGACAAUGGAAGAAGAUUUUCUUCGCUUUUGUCGACGCCAUUUUGGACUAUGUACUGUAAUGGAAAGAAGGUUGGUUAUGCUGUUAUGAGAAAGGCUUCGAAUACUGAUAUUGAAGUGUUGAGUUUGAUGCGUUCUGUUGCUGUUGGAACUGGAGUAAUGAAGUGUAAGGAAAUUGUGAAUAAAGAAGAAGAUAAUGAAGUUAUGUAUUUGAGAGGUAGUUUUAAGAGGGUUGGUGGUGGAUCUUCUGAAUGUGAAUCUUUUCAUUUGAUUGAUCCUGAGGGAGAUCAUAAUAUUCACCAGGAGCUUAGUAUUUUCUUUUUGAGGUCAAUGUAA
This is a messenger RNA of Medicago truncatula (barrel medic), 669 nucleotides long. RefSeq names its product protein MIZU-KUSSEI 1. Gene Ontology annotation, biological process: hydrotropism. The transcript has a single exon. Lineage: Eukaryota; Viridiplantae; Streptophyta; Magnoliopsida; Fabales; Fabaceae. Bases 1 to 669 code for a protein of 222 amino acids. The record is from RefSeq and is a predicted model, not a curated record.